Messenger RNA from Chenopodium quinoa (quinoa), 1430 nucleotides. RefSeq names its product cytosolic sulfotransferase 13-like. Lineage: Eukaryota; Viridiplantae; Streptophyta; Magnoliopsida; Caryophyllales; Amaranthaceae. The transcript has a single exon. The coding region runs from base 26 to 1009 and encodes 327 amino acids. Gene Ontology annotation, biological process: sulfation. Gene Ontology annotation, cellular component: cytoplasm. The record is from RefSeq and is a predicted model, not a curated record. Gene Ontology annotation, molecular function: sulfotransferase activity.
AUUGUGAACAUAACCACAACAUUAAAUGGCAGCCUUAGAGCCCAAAAACACAAAAGCUCAAGAUAAAACGGAAGAUGAAACAUGGUUUGUUUGGCCGAUGUAUCUCUAUCAAGGUUUAUGGUGCCUAAAUUAUAUUCUUGAGGGUGUAAUCGCAUUUAGAACCCACUUUCAAGCUUAUGAUUCUGAUAUUAUCUUAGCUAGCCUACCCAAAACCGGUACAACAUGGCUAAAAUCCCUUAUUUUUGCCAUAGUAAAUCGUAAGAAUUUAUCUAAUGAUCUUACUCAAUACCCAUUUCACACCAAAAAUCCGCAUGAACUCAUCUCACAUUUAGAAACAAAAGUUUACCUAAAAGUCAAUGAAAAACUACCAGAUUUGUCUAAAAUACCUUCACCUCGACUCUUUGCUACUCACAUGCCGUGUUACUCACUGCCAGAUUCAAUCAAGACUACAAAAUGUAGGAUUGUUUGUGUUUGUCGAAAUCCUUUAGACACUUUUGUUUCGAUAUGGCAUUUUUUCCAAGAGUUUGAGGCAUGUAAGGGGAUCAAACCCGAUAUGGAAAUGAUGGAGAAAUACGUAGAUAAGUUUUGCUCGGGUGUUUCCCCAUGGGGGCCUUACGAAAAUCAUGUGUUGAGCUACUGGAAGGAGAGCAAACAAAAUCCAAAAAAGGUGUUAUUCUUGGAAUACGAAGGGUUGAAGAAGGAACCAAGAGAUCAUUUGAAAAGGUUGGUGGAGUUUGUGGGUUGUCCGUUUUCGGAGGAGGAAGAGAAAGGAAAGGUUGUAGAUGAGAUAACAGAGGUAUGUAGCUUUAAAAGUUUGAAAGAGAUGGAGGUCAACAAGAGUGGUAAGGUUAUAUUUGGAUUUGAGAACAAGGCUUUAUUUAGAAAAGGCGAGGUUGGAGAUUGGACCAAUUACUUGACUCCUAUGAUGGCGAAACAAUUUGAUCAAAUGCUAGAAAAGCUUAAGACAGCUGGGUUUUCUUUUGAAUAUUAUCAAAUGAACUCAUCAUAAUUCAGAAGUCCACAAAAUCAAGCUAUUGACCAGAUCAAAUUAGUGAUCUUGUUUUAAUUACUCAAGCAAGAUCUUCCCAAGGGUGGCUGAUGUCUUCUUUAGUUCAUCUGUUUGAAGUUAUUUGAAAAAGCUUAUGUAUUGCUAUUUUCCUAUUAUUGCAAUCUACUUCAAUUCAGUUUUUUCCAAAAGGUCAGUGAAUAUAUACAAGGAUACGAGUUGGACGUACACUUGGCCUGGGUAGAGAUCACUAUUUCAAAUAGGCUGGGGUGAUAAUGAGUCUGAAUUGUUCACGAUUGUUAAAGCUCAACUCGUUCAAAACUCAGUCAAACAUCAAUUCAGUAAAGCCGCUUUUGGCUCGACUUUGGGUUUGGCUUGAGACACCCUUGUGAGCAAAUCGAAACUCAACUCCAGACCUCGUGAA